This is a messenger RNA of Brachypodium distachyon (stiff brome), 929 nucleotides long. Its product is annotated as putative H/ACA ribonucleoprotein complex subunit 1-like protein 1. The transcript has 4 exons. Gene Ontology annotation, molecular function: box H/ACA snoRNA binding. The coding region runs from base 98 to 682 and encodes 194 amino acids. Gene Ontology annotation, biological process: snoRNA guided rRNA pseudouridine synthesis; ribosome biogenesis. The record is from RefSeq and is a predicted model, not a curated record. Lineage: Eukaryota; Viridiplantae; Streptophyta; Magnoliopsida; Poales; Poaceae. Gene Ontology annotation, cellular component: box H/ACA snoRNP complex.
ACCCCUUCGCCCUCUCCUCAUCGCCGCCUCCCGCGCCGAAACCCUCCCGCCGCCACUCCUCUCUCUCUCUCUCUCUCCCAAAACACCCUUCGCCACCAUGCGGCCCCCGAGAGGCGGCGGCGGUUUCCGCGGGCGCGGCGGGGACCGGGGAGGCCGAGGCGGCCGCUUCGGCGGCGGCGGCGGCGGCAGGGGUGGCCGCUUCGGCGGAGGCGGUGGCGGGUUCCGCGACGAGGGCCCUCCCUCCGAGGUCGUCGAGGUGUCGACGUUCCUGCACGCGUGCGAGGGGGACGCGGUGACGAAGCUGACGAACGAGAAGGUGCCCUACUUCAACGCGCCCAUCUACCUCCAGAACAAGACCCAGAUCGGCAAGGUCGACGAGAUCUUCGGCCCCAUCAAUGAAUCAUAUUUCUCGGUCAAGAUGUUUGAAGGGGUCAUUGCAACAUCUUACAAAGAAGGUGACAAGUUCUUCAUUGACCCCAUGAAGCUGCUGCCUCUCUCACGCUUCCUGCCUCAGCCAAAGGGCUCGACUCAAGGAGGUCCUCGAGGUGGUGGUCGCGGUGGAAGAGGUGGUGCUCGUGGCGGCCGUGGUGGAUUCCGUGGUGGAAGAGGGGCACCAAGGGGUCGUGGUGGACCUCCCAGGGGUGGAGGACGUGGUGGAUUCAGAGGACGAGGCAGAUACUAGGGCCUUUUUAUUAGUUUGAUGUUUGUUUAAACAUCAUGGAAACUUGUGUUCUUGUAACCUAUGUCAAGUUAGCUACUGGCACUCUACAGUUUCUAUGUGGAAGUCGAAUUCUCUGUCAGGACAAAGUCUUUCAGUCUUUGUAUCUCUUGCUAAGUUAUGCAUUCAUGGUUAGUUCAUUUCCAGUUGAACCUUGUAUGGAAGUGGCGUAUUUCAUAAAUGAAAUGAUUAAAAUACCAUACUUUAAUUA